Molecule: messenger RNA, 1866 nt
Organism: Vitis riparia (riverbank grape)
Lineage: Eukaryota; Viridiplantae; Streptophyta; Magnoliopsida; Vitales; Vitaceae
Product: probable receptor-like protein kinase At5g24010
Exons: 1
Coding region: 1-1866 (621 amino acids)
Molecular function (GO): protein kinase activity
Source: RefSeq, a predicted model, not a curated record
AUGGAGAAGCUUCAACUCCACAGGUUUCUUUUUCCACUCCUCGUCUACUUCUCUUCUCACCUGCUCCUCUCAUCAGCUUACACUCUUCCUCAUGAGUACUUCAUCAACUGUGGUUCAAGCUCUAACACCACUGUCAAUGGUCGGAUCUUCGUCGGAGAUGUGAACUCCGGCUCCUCAUUCUCCGUUGGAAGAAGCAGUCCGGUAAAGGAUGACAACCUAUCAACAGCUGCUUAUCCCCUCUAUCAAACAGCUAGAAUUUUCAAACAAGAAUCAUUUUAUGAGUUCCAAACCACCGUGAGCGGCACCUACCUCAUUCGCUUCCAUUUCUACCCUUUCUCCUCUCUCAUAAACCUUGCCGAUGCUCUAUUCGAUGUUUCGGCUUCUGGGUUUUCAUUGCUGUCCAAUUUCCGCGUUGCAAACAGUAGCAACUCUCAUGUGAUGAAGGAAUUCGCAGUUCCCGUCCAGGUGGAAAAUUUCAGAAUCGACUUCACACCUCAAGAAUCAUCUUUCGGAUUUGUAAAUGCCAUAGAAGUCUUUCCUGCCCCUAACGGUUUCUUCCCAGAUCGAGUUAUUGGCGCUAACCCCGCAGGACAUAGCGGUACUUACAAAGGUGUGUUAUCUCAGGUUUUGUACACAAUCCAUAGGAUCAACGUUGGAGGUCUCACCAUCACUCCUGACAAUGAUACUCUCUGGAGAAGUUGGAUACUGGAUGAUGCUUAUCUAUAUUUCUCAGAUGCUGCCAAAAACAGUGAAUUUUACAGUGAUAAGCUUAAGUACCAAGUUGGUGGAGCUACCACAUAUUCUGCCCCAGAUCAUGUCUACAGGACGGCCAAAGAACUGAAUACAAUUGAUAGCAUCUCAUCAAAUUUCUUCAACGUGACUUGCAAUUUCAUUGUGAAUAAGAAUUCUCUCUACUUUGUCAGGGUGCAUUUUUGUGAUAUAAUCAGUCGGUCCCCUAAUGCUUUGGUAUUUAAUUUCUAUAUCUAUAGCAAGUACGGUGAGGAGAUCAAUCCAUAUAACAUUACUGGCCGGGCAGCGCCCUUCUACUAUGAUUAUAUAGUUGAUUCCCAUGAUUCAGGAUAUGUGAAUAUCAGCAUAGGCCCUCGAGAGGAACCAAAAACUCGGACUGCCUUUCUGAAUGGACUUGAGAUUAUGGAGUUGAUUGAAGGAUCUGGUUUAGUUCUUGUGUCAAUCAGCAAGCCAAAGAAGAAAUUUAGGUUUGUAAUAGUUGGGUCAGUUGUUGGAGGAGUGGCUUUUGCCUUCAUUCUCAUGGGUGUGAUCUUAUGGAGUUUGAAACGCAGGAAAUCAAAGCCUGUUAAAACCGUGGAUUGGAUUGGGCCUCUUCAUGGAGGAAGAUCCGUCAGUAGGACAACCAAUAGAACUGCCAACACCUCCUCUGUUUCUAGUUUAAACCUCGGGUUGAAAAUACCCCUCAUCAACAACUCACUUCCAAUGGAGGAGAUCAAUUUAGCUGAAUGGGCCAUGUCUUGGCAAAAGAAAGGACAGCUCGAAAAGAUUGUUGAUCCUUUUCUCGUGGGUAAGAUCAAUUCUAACUCAUUGCGGAAGUUUGGAGAAACGGCAGAAAAGUGUUUGAAAGACUGCGGUGCCGAUAGGCCUACCAUGCGUGAUCUCUUAUGGGACUUGAAAUAUGCACUUGAGCUGCAACAUGCUACAACGCUGGAAGAAGGAUAUAUGAACAGCACUACAGAUGCUUCUUCAGAGAUGCCACUGCUAGGUUUUCAGUGCUUGCCUUCUUCUAGCUUUCCUCUAAUGGAGAAAGAUGAUGCAGCCAGGGAAAACGAUGAUGGUUCAGACCCUACUGCUAGUGACGUGUUUUCUCAGUUGAGGAUUACUGGUGCCAGAUGA